Branchiostoma belcheri (Belcher's lancelet) is the source of this 1203-nucleotide messenger RNA. RefSeq lists its product as uncharacterized. The record is from RefSeq and is a predicted model, not a curated record. The transcript is spliced from 13 exons. NCBI's taxonomy places the organism in Eukaryota, Metazoa, Chordata, Leptocardii, Amphioxiformes, Branchiostomatidae. The coding region runs from base 78 to 1070 and encodes 330 amino acids.
GUCGCGCUGCAGAGAUACUCUCCGAGAUCCUCCACAUCUUCUCACUGUUCGCUCCGAGUCUCCCUGUGCAGUUCAGAAUGAAGGUGUUCGUGUUGGUGGUGCUUGCCGCCGUCUAUGUGCAGGCGGACCCGACCCCGUUCGCCCAGCAGGUGCGGGACUACACGGCGCUGGUCUCCACCUCCCUGCAAGGCUUCCGUGUCAUGGCUGAGGGCGAGUACAAUGACAAGAUCAAACAGGAACUGCGUCCCGUGAUCCGUCUGAAGCUGAGGAACUCUGCUGACCGUAUGGAGGCCAAGAUGCAGGUUAUGGCCGACGAGUGGAGGGCGACUUACGUAGCGAACAGGGAGAACGACAGGGCACUGGCACGUAGUCUGGUUGAAUACAGCGUUAAGUUGGCCCGCGGUCACGGAGAGGCACAGAACUACUACCUUAACCAGAUCAAGCCGCUGUUGACUGCCCAUGAGGGUCGCGUGAUGAGGAGCUACUUCAACACCCUGUCCGCCCAGGCCGCCACCAUGCAGGCGUCCUUCGCCACCUUCUUCGACGCCAACCUCAAGCCGACCAUGCUGCAGCUUCAGGCUCAGGCUCAGACCCUGACCGAGGAACCCGCGCUGUCUCCGUUUGCGGACUCCUUGAAGCAGUAUUCCGUUCUGAUGGGCCAGAAGCUCCGCGACGUCACCUUCCAGGUUCGCGUCGAGUAUGACGACAAGAUCAAGGACCAACUGCGCCCCGUCGUUCGUGAGAAGGUGAAGACCCUGAAUGACAAGCUCAAGGAGCGCAGCAUGGCCGUCUUCAAGCAGUGGACGGACUACUUCAAGGCUCACAAGGACAGCGAUGAGGAGCUCAUGAGGGGAAUGACCGCUGCGAACACCCAGCUGAUUGACUCUUGGCGCCAGGUUGGCCGCUUCUUCAGGGAGCGUAUCAUCCCGCUCACCAACGCUCAGGAGAGGCAGGUUCUCCAAGUGUUCUCUGGACAGGUCGGGACUCUCUUCACCACCAUGAAGGCUGAGAUGGACAGUUCCUUCAGCACCAUGGUGGCACCCUUCAUGCCAGCCCGGCCGACUGCCUAAACGUCGACCUCAGACACCACAGCUGACGUCAUCAGCGCUGGAUAGCAGACUGUGAUCUCUUCUCUGGCACCGGCUUUGAAUCAACAAUUGCAAAAGUCUUACUGUCAAAAAUAAAGAGAAAUCAGAGUCUGCA